UAAACCAUAUUUCAGCUUGAAAAGAAGAAGCGUCAGUAACCAUCGAACUUACGGCUUAUACUAUAAUUUUAUACGAAUUCGACAAAAUCUAGGAUAAAAGUGUAUUAUAUAAGUGCAGUAUGCAUCUAACGAUAUUGACCUGGAUAUUGACCGGAAUUUCAAUAACAACUGCAGCAAACGUUUGGGUAGACACUCUCACAAGUAAAAUCGCGCGUCAAAUUCAACCCAAAAACUUAUUUGUGUACACUUCUAAAGCUAACAAUAUUGUAACGUCGAAAAGCGACUUGCUCAUACAGAAAGUCAACCAAGAGAUUCCUGUACUAACUCUUGAUUUUAAAGAUGUUAAACGUAUACGUUACGGUGAAUCUUUGAUUGUGCCAGAACGUAAGCUGGUUGAUAAAGAUUUGGAAUUAAGUUUGGUGCUGUAUCAUCGUGAUAACGAUUCAAGUUCAAACUUACAGAAGUUGGAAGGCCUCUUGAUUGACUUUACGAAAGCUUAUGGAAUAUUCCCACGACCAAGAUGCUUAAUAAUUUUCUUCAACAACAUCGCAAGCUUGAAGGUUGAGUUUGAGUCGUUUCUAGAACGAGCUUGGAGUCUCAAAUUUUUGGAUCUCAUAGUCAUCGAAGUGUUUUUGAAUGAUAAGAAUAUUGAAGAUGAUUCGCUUUACAUCUAUUCCUACAAUCCGUUCUUUAAAAUAUAUCAACAAGAAUUUUUCAACGAAACUGCAUCAAUUUUUCCAGACAAGCUAGUAGAUUUAAAUGGCCUUGAGUUCAUUGUAGAAGCUCUGCACUAAUCAACUAAAAACGAUGCGAUCGACCUUCCCAGAAAAAUCGUAACGAAAAACGGGAUCGUUUCGAGAAUGGAAUUCUCUAUUGCCGCCAAAAGCGUGAAUUCUUCUUUAAACUUUUAAACCACUUCGCAUCACCAAAGUGCUGGCUACAUAACAUGCCAAAUUGUCGAUGGCGUUCCAAAAUUAAAAAUCCACGUACCAGAUCUCUGCACUUCAAUAGUGGCAGUUGGUCCAAUCAUCUAUCAGAAAAUCCUAAAUUUCCCUCUGAAUAUAAUCGUCGAUCUGUUUGUAAUUCCAUUUAUAUUCAUUUUGCUCACUGCGAUUGAGCGCAAAUGCAACGUAAUGCCCCAGUCAUGUCGCACUUUUUACAUUCUUAGACUGUUAUUUGGAAUUCCGUUAAGCAGAGUAUCGAGGCCGAAGUUAUUGUCCGGAAAGAUAAUAAGUUUACUCAUCAUUGCAUUGUCUCUCAGAUAUUCUAUCGUAUUUUACGAAAAUCUUCUGGGCAUUAAAUUGCAAGACACUGAAUUGACAUUCGAUACCAUUGAACAAAUAAACGAAUCUAAAUUUCCUGUUUAUAUAAGUCAGUACAAUUCCAUGUAUGAACGACUAGAAACCAGGUACGAUCAUCUAUUUGCAAAUCAACGUGUGUUGUACCCAGCCUCAAGGAAUGUAUCAAUAAUAUUCUGAACAACAGAAGCUGCUUCUGCUUUAUGGAGGAUUUCGAUGCAAAAGUUCUUCUUCAAAAAUAUCGAGAUCCAGACGGGAAUCCAUUGUUUCAAUUAGUUUAUCCUGAAUUUCAGUACAUGUUAAAAACAUUCGCGUUUCAAAAAGCCUCUCCGUAUGUUUUUAAAAUGCGACGACUUUUGGCGGCGAUUUUUGAAUCUGGAAUGGCCUUGACAUUCAUAAACAAUAAUUCACCGAAUGAAAAGAUCGCAGAAAAAAUGAUCGAUUCUUUAACCAAUUCUGAUCUAUUCGUCCUGAGUGCAGUUUUAUUUAUUGGUUGUUGUUCGGCGUUCGCUGUCAUUUUUUAGAGAUAUUCUACUCCGUGUUGGGCAAAGAAACCUUGGAUAUUCGCUCAAGUAAAGGUGGAGCGUAAAUAAUGAUAUUAUUAUAUCGCAAAAAUCGUUGUAAAAUAGAUUUUUCAGUGAAAAUGAUUUAUAUGAGCAAUUUUUAAAAAUAAUAAUAUAUUAUGCAACAGUUACAAGUGUAAUAGAGCUGUGAUUUUGUUCACUAAUCAACACAAUAAAUUAUAUCAUUGUUGAGCAAGCUUGAAACGAGUGGUUUACUUUUACAAUGGAGAUAAAUAACAAACUCACCUCUUCA
Molecule: messenger RNA, 2114 nt
Organism: Nasonia vitripennis (jewel wasp)
Lineage: Eukaryota; Metazoa; Arthropoda; Insecta; Hymenoptera; Pteromalidae
Exons: 1
Coding region: 120-794 (224 amino acids)
Source: RefSeq, a predicted model, not a curated record